UGGACGCAUUCAGUUCUAACAACAACGCUCGCAUCGUAAGACGUCAGCGGCGUGUGAAAGACGCGGGAAAAUGUUCAGAAACUUUCUAUGAAAUACAAUUGUCAUGAUAUGUUGUUUAAUAUAAUCUGUGUUUUAUAUUUAUUUAUAUGAACGUGAUUAUAGAUGUGGAUUCCUUAAUUUUGUAAGAAGAAGUGGGGACGUCAACAUGUGGCGUGUAAUCCUGCUGACGGUACUCCUGUGUGGAGUACAUAGUCAUCCUAAUAAGGUCCGCGAUGUGACGACAUCGUGUGACAAAGGCUCAAUCACUAUUAAUAUAGACAUGGAGAAGCCAUUCAAGGGUGUAGUUUUCAGUAAGGACUUCUCAAGAGAAUGUCGGAUUUUAGGUCAAAUGCAGACGAAUGUUUCAUUGCAUUUGCCUUCAAACACGUGCGGAGUAAGGACAUCAAUACAGAACAACACGACAAAGAGAUACGAUGAACUAAAUCUGUACUACACGGUGGAGUUAGUGGUUCAAAUGGAUAAGAUGCUUCAACAGUCAUCAGACCAGGAGAUAAUUGUUAGGUGUAAAUUGCAACCUCGUGCGGUGCGGAUAAACAGCUCAGCGCUUGAAGGCGUCAUUAAAUCUAGACUGCGAGAAAUUACCGGCCAUGAAGGGAAACGGAUGAGAACUGGACGGAAUAGAAAGGGUUGGGAUAGGAUGGUUGAGGUGGAACAGCAAGAGCUGUUAGAAGCAGCUCGAGCCUGGAUGCAGCUGGCGCCAGACACGGUGGAGGUCGGACAACCCACGGAGCUCAUGAUACACUGUACACUACCAGUGGGCGUCGGUCUCCGUGUAACAAACUGCAUAGCGCACGAUGGUUUAGGAGAGGCCUCGCAGAAGUUACUCGACGAAGCUGGCUGUCCCAUCGACGAAACUAUAUUCAACUCCCCAACUGUGCAUCAACACAGACGAGAUGAGAUAGACUUUACCGACAACGAACAGAGCCUAGAGAACUCGAGGGUAGCGAGUACUGACUCUGUCAUCAAAAAUAUGAUGACCUUCCAACACGCUGUGACCACGUUCGCAGCGUUCAAGUUUCCCGACAGGGCGAAACUACAUCUCUCCUGCGGCAUAGAACUCUGUAAGGGCGUCUGCCCCAAGGUCGAUUGUAAGGCCCUUCAAAAACCCCAACAGACCAAAGACGGGCUGGUGAGGAAGGCCCGUCUGGAUAAGGACGCUAAGGGUGUGGUGAUAGAAAGACUAGAAGUCUACAAUAGUAUAGAAGUCCUGGCACCGAACAUAGAACUAGAAGACGAAGCUUCUAUAAGAGGUUCCAGAAGGGUAGAAGAAGAAGAUGGGCUGAAAGGUUUUUCCCCCGGAGACAAAACGAUAUGCCUCUCUCCUGGGAAAAUGGCCUUAGCCUUUUGUAUACUUGGCAUCAUUUUCCUAUGCGCUAUUGCUGUAGCUUUUGCGUCCUUAGUGCGAGCGAGACGGAGAACACCUCGAGAGCCGGUGAAUACGUCUCUCUCUUUCUACACCGGUAGCAAGAGUCUCUUUUCUUCUAGUGGCAGCAGUAGUUCCGGUUUAAGUGGCAGCAAGCUUCUUCUAACCGAUAGUCCAUAUUUAGACCACCAUUCGUCUUCCAGCAAUAAUUGGCCAUAUGCUCGGGCAUUUUAAUGACUAGAUAUACAUACUCUCUUAUAUAUCGGCUUCAAUUAAAUUAAGAAUGCUAUAAAUAUAAAUAAACUGCUCUCUGUCGUAUAAAAUGGUAAUCGUCCGAUUAUAUUGUGAGAUAUUCGAAUAAAUAGAUAAUAAAGAAUUUAUGCACAUUAGAACACAGAUAAUAAAUAUGAAAUACAAGUGUGUUGAUGUUUCGCUAAUUCAAUACGUUUUAUUAAUAAUUUUUGACACAUGUCAUAUUGAGGAGGUGCUUCUGUUUCAUAGUAAGUUUAUCUUAAAUUCAACAAUUUAUUUGUUGUAUCAAAAACGUCACAUAAGCACUUCCUCGACACUUAGUUUUAAUUUAUUUAGAAAAAAUUAGUAGCCCAGUAUGUGAUAAUAUAUAAAAACAUUUUCUAAUUUUAUACUUUUAUGUACUUGAUAAAAUAUAAUGUUUAAGAUGAAAUACAUAUAUGAUUAAAAGGCGA
Molecule: messenger RNA, 2127 nt
Organism: Danaus plexippus (monarch butterfly)
Lineage: Eukaryota; Metazoa; Arthropoda; Insecta; Lepidoptera; Nymphalidae
Gene: cyr
Exons: 7
Coding region: 206-1657 (483 amino acids)
Source: RefSeq, a predicted model, not a curated record